Molecule: messenger RNA, 759 nt
Organism: Parathielavia appendiculata
Lineage: Eukaryota; Fungi; Ascomycota; Sordariomycetes; Sordariales; Chaetomiaceae
Product: NAD(P)-binding protein
Exons: 2
Coding region: 1-759 (252 amino acids)
Source: RefSeq, a predicted model, not a curated record
AUGGCUCGCUUCUUUAUCACCGGAUCCUCCGAUGGCCUCGGCUUGCUAACUGCCAAGCGUCUCAUCGCCCAAGGCCACCAAGUCGUCCUUCACGCACGCAAUGCAGAUCGCGCCCGCGACACCUCGGCCGCUUGCCCCGGCGCCGAAACGGUGCUGGUGGCAGACCUGAGCAGCAUUGACGAGAUAAAAGCCCUCGCCGCCGAAGCGGACAAGCACGGCCUCUAUGACGCAAUCAUCCACAACGCCGGCGUCUACCUUGGGAUGGAUCGCGUGCCGGGCAAGUCGGGACUGCCGACUCUUUUUACCGUCAACACGCUCGCUCCCUACUUGUUGACCUGCCUGAUGGCCAGGCCCAAGCGGCUCGUCUAUGUCUCGUCGGGCAUGCACAGGAGCGGACGGCCGAACUUGGAUGGCAAGGGACAACACCAGAUCCUCCGGUCUAGCUACAGCGAUAGCAAGCUGCACAAUGUCAUGUUUGCCAAGGCCUUUGCCCGUCGCUGGCCGAACAUUGGCUGCUACUCUGUCGAUCCGGGAUGGGUUCCGACAAAAAUGGGUGGUUCCUCCGCUCCAGGGCGGGUCGCGGAUGGGGUUGAUACCUUUGUCAUGCUUGCGUUGGGUCAUGGGGAGGCGGGAUGGAGUCCCGGUGGCUAUUUUGUCGACUCACGCGAGAGUCAGCCGAGUGCGGUGGCAGGGGACGUAAGGCUACAGGACCAAACUUCUGGCCGAGCUGACCCAGAUCAGUGGUGUCCCAGUCCCUGA